Messenger RNA from Aspergillus tanneri, 474 nucleotides. RefSeq lists its product as uncharacterized. The record is from RefSeq and is a predicted model, not a curated record. Bases 1 to 474 code for a protein of 157 amino acids. NCBI's taxonomy places the organism in Eukaryota, Fungi, Ascomycota, Eurotiomycetes, Eurotiales, Aspergillaceae. The transcript has 3 exons.
AUGUCAAAGAGGGUGCAGAUUGUCUCUAGAGUAUCGCUGUGGGGAUACGAUGCGUCGGAGAUUGGAGAGCCGGGCGCAGGUGAGGUUGAGGGCGAAGGUCAGUUUUUCGACGAUCUCCUACCAUUGGGUGCUGAUACUGGCGUAAGGGACGAGCAGCAACUCGGGGGCAAAAUUGGAAUGAACCUGGACGAUAAUUUCCGGUGGAAGAAAAGGAGCAACCAUAAUUAUGUUAGCCGUUGCAAGGAGUGUGUGUUUCAGCCCGAUGUUGUUCUCGAAGCCGUUGUAGUCGUAGAGGCUGAGACUGUGGUUGAAAUUGCAAUACUCAUCGAGCUACCAGUGAAUGGUGGUCGGAUUGAGGUAGCAGUGGCUCUAGAAAUCAAGUCCGUAGAGCUACAUACAUACACGGUUGAUCACAUCCACGGAGUCACGCGAUCAAAGAAGAAAAGAGACGAACAGAAAAACCGGAGCACCUAG